CCUCUGUUCACUAACCACUUCAUAUUUUUCAAACUUAACUCGGCGCCUUCCUCACUUAUCGCGUGAACUUCCCACAUCUCUCUCUCUCUCUCCCCCCACAAAAUCAAAAUUUUGAAACUCAAAUUCUUUUACUUCUCCAAUUCUCAUCUCACACUUCCCCAUACCAAAUCCUUCACCUCUCUUCUCAUCUUCAUCACAUUUCUACAACCCAGAAAAAUCAAAAACUUACAAAAAUGGGGUGUGUUUCUUCAACUUUACUAAACCAAGAUGAAGAUUUCCCUCAAAUUGGAAGCACAGCAUUUAAUCACCACUUUGUUUCUCUCACUUCCACCACUUAUGGCCUUCUUUCUCUUGACCCACCUCCUCCAUCUUCUUCCCCCAUGACUCCACCCACUCCUCUUCCUCGCUUCUCUCUCACUCCCGUCAAAUCUCUCUCCGUUGACUCUCCUACUGAAGUCAUCAACUCUUGGGAACUUAUGGCUGGUCUAGAUUCCACCCCUGAUAAUAUUACCCAAAACAAAAAUGAUGCAAGUUUUCGAUUUUCACCACAAGUUUCUCUCUCCAAUUCUAAACCAUCUACCCCUAAAUUCUUUCAUUCUAAACUUAAAGAGAAUUCAAACCCAAAUACUCGCGUUCGAAAACCCCUGCAAUUCUUACAGGACACACCAAAAUCUAUUGGUGUUUGUAAUUACAAAAUCGAGCAAUUUGAAAAAGUUUGCCCUCGUAAUGGUGAAAACAAACUAGUGAUUUACACUACUUCGUUGAGAGGAAUUCGGAAGACAUUCGAAGAAUGUAAUGCUGUUAGAUCAUUGUUUCAAGGAUUGGGUUUCGCGUUUUGUGAGCGAGAUAUUUCUAUGGAUCGCGGGUUAAGAGAUGAAGUGAAGGAAUUGUUAGCGCCAUUGAAAAAAGACCAAGUGUUGCCACCAUGUGUGUUUAUAAAAGGAAGGUAUAUUGGUGGAGCUGAUGAAGUGCUUAAGAUUCAUGAAGAAGGUGGACUAGCUCAGUUGCUUCAAGGCUUGCCGAGGAUCGAGGCGGGUGCUGUUUGUGAUGGGUGCGGAGAUGUUCGAUUCUUGCCGUGCUUUCGAUGUAAUGGUAGUUGUAAAUUGGUUAAGUUUGUAAAAGAGAUUGAUGAUGAUAAAGAGAUGGAUGAUAGUGAGAAUGGUUAUUGUAAUAGUAGUAGGAAAACUGUUGUUAUGAGAUGUCCAGAUUGUAAUGAGAAUGGUUUGGUGCUCUGCCCAAUUUGUAGUUGAAAUUUGAAAUUAUGAUUUUGUGAGUUGUAAUCUCAAAUCAUCUCAUUUGAGUUUUCUAACUAGUGCUAAUUUCCUA
Molecule: messenger RNA, 1326 nt
Organism: Beta vulgaris subsp. vulgaris (sugar beet)
Lineage: Eukaryota; Viridiplantae; Streptophyta; Magnoliopsida; Caryophyllales; Amaranthaceae
Exons: 1
Coding region: 234-1250 (338 amino acids)
Source: RefSeq, a predicted model, not a curated record